Orussus abietinus is the source of this 1069-nucleotide messenger RNA. RefSeq lists its product as uncharacterized. The coding region runs from base 109 to 915 and encodes 268 amino acids. Lineage: Eukaryota; Metazoa; Arthropoda; Insecta; Hymenoptera; Orussidae. The record is from RefSeq and is a predicted model, not a curated record. The transcript is spliced from 5 exons.
CACGUAUGCUCGUAUAAAUUUGAGGAAUCCACUCGCGUCCUUUCAGUCCGUGCAGAAAGCUUCGCGUCUUUUCAUCCCGGAAGAACCUGAAUCUACAUCGACGAGAAAAUGUCGAUCUGGCGCCGAUUUGCCGUCUUUGCGACAGUUUGCAUCGCCCUAGCCAAUAGCAGUCCCAAAUACGAUAUGGGAGGGUUCAUCCCGAGUACCGGCGAAUACUUGCAAAAAUCGAGCAAAGCGCAAGAUCAGCUCGCAAUGGCAACGGAAACACGAAACGCCGAGGAGGCGCAAUUAGCGACGAAACGAAAUUCCGCCGAGACGAACGACAUUUCCGACCGAAAUCAAGAGCCCCGAUUUGGAUUCACGAACGUCGGUGGAACCGGCUCGGGGUACGGAGUAUCUACUUACGCGCCCACGAAGAUAGACCUGGGAGGCGUAUUACUCGGCGCUAUUAUUGGAAUUGGAUCUAUACUUGUCAUCCCAAAACUGCUCUACAUACUUUCCGGCUCUUAUGGAGCUUAUGCAAGAAGCGACGAGGGCGGAUUGACUCAAGCCAUGACCAGACUGGAUGAUGUAUUGGCAAGAAAUGGAAUUGACACGACAUCUUGCAUGCAACGAGCUGUAUGCACCUACGCCCAGGAUGCCGCCCUGAGUACUCGAGAAAGCGACGACCUCGAAGGUGAAGAGGUCUCGUCUUUUGACAAAAUGGUGAACGCGAUCACGACGAAUCAAGUUUUCAAGACCGCUAUGCAAGGCACCGCCAUCCAGGAAGCCGUGGAAGCAGGUCGAGGGGGACAAAAAUGCUCGAAAGUUUACCCCCAUUGUGGAUUUUCUCUAGAGAGCACUUUGUCUCUUCUCGCAACUUUGGCGACAUCCUUUUCAGCGCCCUCAAGGAUCUCCUCGCCAGCCGCAUCUUAGAACAGUUCCUUGUAAUUCCGCCGACAACUUUAAACAGAAAUAAUUUAAAACGUCGGUGGAGAAGAUAUUUACACUACGAUGCGUCGAAUAGGGAAUACGAACUUUCGUAUACCUUGACUUGUACUGAAUAAAGUACUAAUUAUUGUAAUUGUUA